This is a messenger RNA of Cygnus olor (mute swan), 14972 nucleotides long. It is a transcript of the gene NSD1, whose product is annotated as nuclear receptor binding SET domain protein 1. The record is from RefSeq and is a predicted model, not a curated record. The transcript is spliced from 23 exons. Gene Ontology annotation, cellular component: chromatin; nucleus. The coding region runs from base 155 to 8752 and encodes 2865 amino acids. Lineage: Eukaryota; Metazoa; Chordata; Aves; Anseriformes; Anatidae. Gene Ontology annotation, biological process: regulation of DNA-templated transcription. Gene Ontology annotation, molecular function: protein binding; histone H3K36 methyltransferase activity.
AGGAGGAGUAGGAGGAGGAGGAGGAGGGAGACGGCGGAGCGGCGCUGGCGGGGCCUGGCCGGGCCGGGUCGGCGCGUCUCCUCCCGAUCGGCCCGCAGCGGGGGCAGGCGGCGAGCCGGCCGCGGCGGCCGCAGGUGGAUGCCCGCCGCCCGGCAUGGAGCAGGCCUGCGAAGUGAGCCGCCGCAGCUGCCUCGUCCCCUUCGGCACCUCGCUGGCGGCCGCCGAGGCCAAGGGCGGCCCGUUCGGCGAGGGCCGCGGCCCCGAGCCGCCCGCCAUGCAGCUGGCGGCCGCCAAGCCCGUGUACGGCCAGGACCCGUCGUCCUGCUACAUCCCGCUGCGCCGGCUGCAGGACCUGGCCUCCAUGAUCAACGCCGAGUACCUCGGCGGCGCCGCCGACGGCGCUGAGGCCCUGCCCGACCCCGGCUCGCCGCCCCCCCGCGGCCCCGGGGACCCGCCGGGCGGCGCCGACGGACCCGGCCCGGCGGCCGACGGGGCCCCCCCGCCCUUCCCGCUGCUCCUCCGGGACGGGGAGGACGAGGAGGAGGAGGACGAGGAGGAGGAGGAGGAGGAGGAGGAAGGCGCCGAGACGCCGGAGGAGGAGGAGGACGACGAGGAGGAGGACGACGACGACGACGAAGAGGAGGACGAAGACGAGGAGGCCGCCGCCGGUUCCCGGGAGCGGGCCGCGGCGGAGCAGAGCCACGGCCGCGCCGGGCCGCAGCGGGGCCCCGGCAGCCCGGAGCCGCCGCCCCGCCUGCAGCGAGCCGAGCUGCCGCUGCUGGACGGCGGCCCCGCCGCGCCGGCCGGCGGGGGGGACAAACCGGAGCCUUCCGCCACGGCGGCCCUGCACCUCAUCCGAGCCAAGAAGAAACCUACUCCAGUGAAGUAUGAAGUUGGGGAUCUUGUUUGGGCCAAGUUCAACAGACGCCCAUGGUGGCCAUGCACAAUUUGUCAUGACCCAGUGCUGGACUGUCACUCAAAAAUGAAAGUUUCCAAUCGGAGACCGUACCGAGAGUACUAUGUGGAUGCCUUAGGAGAACCUUCCGAGAAAGCCUGGGUGGCUGGCAAAGCUAUUGUCCUCUUUGAAGGAAGACACCAGUUCGAAGAGCUGCCUAUUCUGCGGAGAAGAGGAAAGCAAAAAGAAAAAGGCUACAAACAUAAGGUUCCCCAGAGAUUUAUGGCUAAAUGGGAAGUCAGUGUUGGACAGGCAGAAGACAUUCUUCUCGGGGGGCCAGAGGAUCAAAAGUGCAGCCAGAACUCCAGCGAGCUGGACAGCGAGAAGGAAGUGCAGUCGGAAUACUAUGCCAAUGGCCCUGGAGCCGAAAAGGACAGGCAGCUGAAUGGCUGUUUUAAAUCCUUGGCGUUUGACUCGAGACACUCAGCCAGUGAAAAAGGAAAAUUGCACAUUAAGCCACACGUGAAAAAGAGCUCUGACAGCAGAAAGAGGACUAGAGUAAAAAAGAAUAGCAUGAGAGGAGAAGCUUCCAAGGGAGAAAUCAAAGAAAAAAUGCCAGAGAGCAUAGUUAAAAAUAUGAUGGUUGGGGACCUACCAGAUAAACAUGCAUCUCAUGAGCUUCGCCGGAUUGCGAACAGCCUAACGGCAUCCAAUAGCACCAGGGAAAACCAUUUGCUCUCCUCCUUUGGAGAAAGACAUUUCGAAAAGAUAACUUUGAAACCAGACUAUGAGAAUUGUAAAAGCGGUGCUCUGAAGAACACACUCCAGGGGGAUUUGUUUUCCAGUGCAUCUUUGGAGAGAGAGAAAAGUUCCCUGGGCAUUCUGUGCAGUUCCAAGUUACAAAUACACUAUUCUGCGUCUGAGGCUGGCAUUGAGAAAAAGCAAACUGAGUCAGAUUCAUCCUCUUCCCUCUCGGACGGUGGGAACAGUGAUGUGGAUACCAUGGACCAAAGUUCAGAGAGAGCCUCUAGCACUCUUGAAGUCAGUGAUUCUUCAGAUAAGGUGGAGAAGGAAUUUCCUAUGACGUCAAGUGGAAACAUUAAGCUUUCUAUGUAUUUUUCUCAGAAGAGCAACAGAAGGGCCAGGAAGAAGUCGUACAGAGAUCGCAAACCUUUGGGAGGUUCCGUAACCAGCAGACUUGAUGCUGAAUUUGCACAUGGGGAGCUUGAAGGAGGCUCCUCUGAUGCUGAGAUGUCAUUGACAACUCUUGAGUGCUCUUCAGAUGUGAGAAAUGACAAUCUUUCCCUAGCAAACAAACACACUACUCCCCAAAGUGUUUCCAAGGACAACUCCUGGUCUGCUGUUGCAAAUCAAACAACCUUAAAACCGAAAAGCAUGAAGUUGCCCCGGAUCAGGAGUAUAAAAUGCAAACAUAAAGAAAAAUGUUCUGGGUUGGAGCCUUCUCUUGCAGAAGAGGAGGGUGGCAUGAAGCGCUGCUCUUCUGAUACCAAAGGUUUCUCUGGCCUUCAGAAAGAUUCUCUUCUGAGAAGUGGAAAAGUUGAUGGUCAGAAACUGUUAAACAACAUGCACGAGAAACCCAGGGAUUCUGCUGAAAUAGAAACGGCUGUGGUGAAACACGUCUUGUCGGAGCUGAAGGAGCUCUCUUACCGGUCCAUGAAUGAUGAUGCUAGUGACUCUGGCACUCCAAAGGCCACAGUACCUUUACUUUUCUCUUCUGCCUCUGGUCACGGUCGUUUGCCUAUUGAGCCAAAUUACAGAUUCAGCACCUUGUUAAUGAUGUUGAAGGAUAUUCAUGACAGUAAGGCAAAAGAACAGCAACUGAUGACUGGUCAGAACAUAGUCCCGUAUCGAAAUACCAGCACAGCCGAUGGUUCUGGAAGCAAUUCUGCGAGUGGUCUGACAUCCUUGUCUAUUGUAGGUCCCCCAUAUAAAAUAGAAAAAAAUGGAGAUUGUGUCCAGGAAACGGUCAAUGCGAACUCCAGUAUAAGCAACUCCUCAUUUUCACGCAAUCCUCCAGCCAAGUUAACAGGGAUUGGUGCUAGUAAGAGGGAGCCUGCGAAUACUGCUGUUUCUGGGACAAAUGGCACAAAUUGCGUGUCCAAACGCAACUGUUCAAAAUCUAAGCAGUCAUCAAAGCUUGGAGAUAAGACAGUUUCAAACAGAAAGGACUUAAAACCAGGAGGGCCAAGUAAGUUGUUAAGUCGGUUAUCCAGAGAUUCAGGAGAACAUGCAUUCCGCGUUCACGGUUCGGUUACCAGUCCUCUAGGUAAUGAAGCAGAAGAUACUGGGAGGAAAGAGUCUGUUGAUUUAACAGAACAUUCAACUGAUGAAGACUCUGCUUGUUUAUCUGAUGACAAUUUAGGUCGUAUUGGAAGGAGACCUGAAGCUGGUAGAAAUACUGAGAGCUGCACUUCUGCUGAAAAUGGGGAGAGUCCAGACUUGGAUUCAGAGGCAAAUAGUGAGAGCUCUCUUGGUGAUGAGGCUAAUGAUAUAAAUCAUGUAGCACCCAAAAAGCGAUGGCAGCGUUUUAACCAAAGCAGUGCUAGAUCUAAUAAGCACAUCAGUAGAUCUAGGGAACAAGGAAACUUGGCAAGUCCCCUUGGCCUGAAUUCUCAUGGCUUUUCACUGAAGGGAAAUGAGUGCUUGGGACGUAGGCAUUCCCCUCAUUCAAAGGUGCUUGAGGGAGACCUAACAGGUCAGGACUAUGAGAAUCAUUUAGACUUAGUUGAGAAACGUUUGAAUGUAUGUGGUAAGCCAAACAACAGUGUGAUGGACUCAGAAACAGAGCUUGGCAACUUUGCUCCCCAGUCUGAAUUCUCUGCACAAGUACAUUCAGAGAGGAAACGCCUUAGAAAGCCAAGUAAACGGCUUCUGGAAUAUGCAGAAGAAUAUGAUCACUUAUUUGCACCCAAGAAAAAGUCAAAGAAAGUCCAGGAGCAAUUGCAAAAGGUGAAUUCUCUGGCGAGGUCUGAAUUUGAAGGAGGUCUUCCUGCACGGUGCAGUCCUGACAGAGAUGCCCAGCGGGGGCCAAGCCCUUUGAUUUCAACUCCAUCUUCAACCAAAGAGUCCCCUCCCAUUCUUGAAGCAGAGUGCUCCUUCUCAGAACUAGGAUCCCAUUCCACUGAUCCCACCCACCAACUUCUAGAAGGACCUUCUGAUUUUCCAGAGCUUGUGCUAUCUUCCUCAGAUGUUUCUGAAGUUUCUGCUUCUCCAGAUGCGGAGGAGAGGUUCCUGAAAUCGGGAAACUUUGAGAGCAAACGUCAAAGGAAGCCCACUAAAAAGCUCUUGGAAUCCAAUGAUUUGGACACUGCCUUUAUGCCAAAGAAGGAGGAGUGGACUCCCCCAAAGAAGGGCACUGGCCCUUCGGAGAGCGACAGCUCUGAACUGUACUCACCAGCCCACUUCUCGGACCUGGGAGAAGCUCCUGAAAAGCUCUUGGAGAAGCAACGGAAGCGGAAGAGACAGCGCCAUCCCUCUGUUGCAAUGCAUUCCAAGAAGGAGAAAAACGGGGAAGGGCUGGGGGAGACCCCACAUUCUGAGGGGGAGACAUCAGGUCAUGGGACUGCUACAAGCCCUAAAGAGGGAAAUGAAGAGGGGUCUGAGAAUGACCAUGGAGUGCCUUCAUCCAAAAAGAUACAGGGGGAGCGUGGAGGAGGAGCAGCUCUCAAGGAGAAUGUGUGCCAGAUCUGUGAGAAGCCAGGGGAAUUGCUGCUGUGUGAGGCGCAGUGCUGUGGUGCUUUCCACCUGCAGUGCCUUGGGCUCUCUGAGAUGCCAACGGGCAAAUUCAUCUGCAACGAGUGUUCCACAGGAGUCCAUACCUGCUUUGUGUGCAAGAGCUGUGGGGAAGACGUGAAACGGUGUUUGCUGCCACUCUGUGGGAAGUAUUACCAUGAAGAAUGCAUACAGAAAUACCCGCCCACAGUCAUGCAGAACAAGGGUUUCCGAUGCUCUCUGCACAUAUGCAUGACUUGUCAUGCUGCUAACCCAGCAAACAUCUCUGCGUCUAAAGGCCGCUUGAUGCGCUGCGUGCGGUGCCCAGUAGCAUACCACUCCAAUGACUUCUGCCUCGCUGCUGGCUCCGUGGUCCUCGCCUCCAACAGCAUCAUCUGCCCCAACCACUUCACUGCACGGAGGGGCUGCCGCAACCAUGAGCACGUCAACGUCAGCUGGUGCUUUGUCUGCUCGGAAGGGGGCAGCCUUUUAUGCUGUGAGUCGUGCCCGGCUGCGUUUCACCGUGAGUGUCUAAACAUUGAGAUGCCAGAGGGAAGCUGGUAUUGUAACGAUUGCAAGGCAGGCAAAAAGCCACACUACAAGGAAGUAGUCUGGGUGAAAGUUGGGCGCUACAGGUGGUGGCCAGCUGAGAUUUGCCAUCCCAGGACAAUUCCUGUCAACAUCCAGAAAAUGAAACACGACAUCGGCGAGUUCCCUGUGCUGUUCUUCGGCUCCAAGGAUUACCUGUGGACCCACCAGGCUCGUGUGUUCCCGUACAUGGAAGGCGACGUCAGCAGCAAAGACAAGAUGGGGAAGGGUGUGGAUGGCAUAUACAAGAAAGCUCUUCACGAAGCUGCGGUAAGAUUUGAAGAACUGAAGGCACAGAAAGAACUGAGACAGCUUCAGGAAGACAAAAAGAAUGACAAGAAACCUCCUCCCUACAAACACAUCAAGGUGAACCGGCCGGUGGGUAAGGUGCAGAUCUUCACUGCAGACCUGUCCGAGAUACCACGGUGCAACUGUAAACCAACAGACGAAAACCCCUGCGGCCUGGACUCUGAAUGCAUCAAUCGCAUGUUGCUCUACGAGUGCCACCCCCUGGUCUGCCCCGCAGGGGAACGUUGUCAGAACCAGUGCUUCUCUAAGCGGCAGUAUCCCGAGGUACAAAUUUUCCGCACGCUGGCACGAGGCUGGGGCUUGCAAGCCAAAACAGACAUCAGAAAGGGUGAAUUUGUUAACGAGUAUGUUGGGGAGCUAAUUGAUGAAGAGGAGUGCCGAGCCCGAAUCCGCUAUGCUCAGGAGCACGACAUCACCAAUUUCUACAUGUUGACACUGGAUAAGGACAGAAUCAUUGACGCUGGCCCAAAGGGCAAUUACGCUCGGUUCAUGAACCACUGCUGCCAGCCAAACUGUGAGACUCAGAAAUGGUGUGUGAAUGGUGAUACUCGGGUUGGGCUCUUCGCAAUUGUAAAUAUCAAAGCUGGGACUGAGCUGACUUUCAACUACAAUCUGGAAUGUUUGGGAAAUGGAAAGACAGUUUGCAAAUGUGGUGCUCCAAAUUGCAGUGGCUUCCUAGGAGUGCGGCCAAAGAGCCAGCCCACCCUCACCGAGGAGAAGUCCAAGAAGAUGAAGAGACGGCCGCAGAUGAAGCGCAGGUCGCAGGCAGAGGUGAUGAAGGAACGGGAGGACGAGUGCUUCAGCUGCGGGGACGGAGGGCAGCUGGUUUCUUGUAAGAAGCCAGGCUGCCCCAAAGUGUACCACGCCGACUGCCUCAACCUGACCAAGAGGCCCGCAGGAAAAUGGGAGUGCCCAUGGCAUCAGUGUGACAUGUGUGGUAAGGAAGCAGCUUCCUUCUGCGAGAUGUGCCCCAGAUCCUUCUGCAAGCAGCACCGGGAAGGCAUGCUCUUCAUCUCCAAGCUGGAUGGACGCUUAUGCUGCACAGAGCACGAUCCCUGCGGCCCUAACCCCCUAGAGCCAGGAGAAAUUCGUGAGUAUGUGCCUCCCAUGGGAGCACUGACUAACGGCGACGACACCCAGCCGCCAGAGCAGCCGCCUGCAGAUACAGACCUGAGCGUUCAGCCUUUGGACAGGCUACCUCAGUCUACGGCCUUCAAACUGCAGUCCCCAGAAAAGCCCCCCGCUACCCUAGCGCUGCGGCUGCCGCCGUCAGACAAACCCCCCACCACCCUAGCCCUGAGGCUGCAGCCGUCAAACAAGCCCCCCACCACCCUGGCCCUGCGGCUGCCCCCGCCAGACAAACCGCCCGCCGCCCUGGCGCUGAGACUGCCGCCGUCAAACAAACCCCCCACAACCUUGUCGCUGAGGCUGAAGCCGUCCAACAAACCCCCCACCACCCUGUCCCUCCGGCUGCAGCCCUCGGACAAACCUCCCACCACCCUGUCGCUCCGCCUGCAGCCGUCAGACAGGCCCCAGGCUGCCCUGUCCCUGAGGCUGCAGUCGGAGAAGCAGCCCAUCAUCGUAGCGCUGAAGCCUCAGCAGCCCGACAAACCUCCCGCCAACGCCGUGCUGUGGCCGCUGGACGAGGCUUCCAGCGACGCCUCGCAGCCUCCUCUGCCCAGCAAGUCUCCGGGAAGCCCGCAGUCAUCGGACGAGGCGCUCGUUCCUGCUGGGGCCCUGCAGCUCCAGCUGUCGGACGAGCCUCCUGCCGCUGCUGGGGUUUUGGAGUUAGCGGACAAGUCGCUCGGCGACACCAGGACCCAGCAGCCGGAGCUGCUGAAUGAGUUUCCGACAAAAUGCCUGCACCCUCAGCUGUCGGACAGACUUCUCGCCACGGCAGGGACCCUGCAGUCCCAGCCCGUGGAUGAGCCUCCCGUGGCCGAUCAGCCUCAGCUGCUGAGCAAAGCUGCUGCCCAGAGUCUGCAGCCUCAGCCUGUGGAGAAGGCCCCCAGCUCCGUGGUGCAACAUGUCCCAGCACCGGAGGAGGUUCCCAGCCCUGGGGUGCUGUGGCCUCUGCCCAUUGAAAACGUCCCCAGCUCCCCGGUCUCACGGAUCCUGCCCACGGAGAAGGUUUCUGGACUGGGGGGGCCGCGGCCCCCACCUCCGGAGAAGGCUUCCUUCUCCGGGGCAGCGCGGGUCUUGGCCACGGAGAAGGCUCCCGCCUCUGGGGCACCCCAUCCCCUGCCUCCAGAGAAGGUUCCUGCCUUGGGGAUGCCACGCAUCCUGCCCCCAGACAAGGCUCCCAGCUUAGGGAUACCACGUCCGCUGCCCCUGGAGAAGGCCCAUGGCUCCCGUUCACCCCACGUCCUGCCCGUGGAGAAGGCUCUCGGCUCGGGGGCCCUGCGGAUCCCCCUCACGCAGAAGGCUCUGAGCCCCGGCGUGCUGCGGCCCCUGCCUCCAGAGAAGGCUCCCGAUGCCGGGGCGCUGCGGGUCUUGCCUCCAGAGAAGGCUCCGAGCUCCGGGGCCGUUCGGCCUCAGCUCCUGGAGAGGCCCCUGGCUCUUACGGCCCCGUGGCCUCAGGCCUCAGACAAGCUGGCUGCUGCUGUGGCUCCUCGGCCCCAAGUCUUGGAGAAGCCCCCAGCCGCAUCGGCCCCGAGGCUGUUGCUGUCAGAGAAGGCGCUGCGGCCCGUCGACCAGAACGCCCAGCCCAAGGACAGGGGAGCGCCCGCCGCGGAGCUCAACCCCCAGCAGAAGGAGAGGACCCUGUUAGCUGGCGAGCAGAUCUCGUGGUCGGUUGGGAAGGCGGUGCCGCACGUCGGACAGUUACCUUGGCCCACGGAGAAGCUCCAGACACACGAGCAAACCCACUGGCCCGCUGCGAAAGCCCUGACGCCUGCCGAGCAGUCUCCCCGGACAGCAGAGAAGCUACCAGAGCCGACUCUUCAGCCUGUCUGGGAAGUGGCCUCAGCCCCCGCGGAGCAAACCCCUUGGACAUCAGAGAGAUUGCGUGCGUUCGAGCAGACCCCCCGGCCUGCCAGGGAAGCGCCGGUGCCCCCAGAGCAGACGCAGUGGAUUGUCACAAACAUUCAGACUCUUGACCAGAUUUCUUGGCUGGCUGGAAAAGUACAUACUCCUCGGGGGCAGGACCCUUUGCCUGAACAGAACGCAGCGCUAGCCCGUAACCAGGAUUCUGUCUGUCACGAAUUGGCUGACUCAGAGCCAAAGUGAGGUCGGUGAACAUGGGAGGCAGGUUUCAGUCUUUUAAUGUUUAGGGAGGGGGAUAUUCUUUGUUUUGUUUUCUUUAUUCACUUCCCUGAGCCCAGCCCCUAACCCAUGCACAUCCCAUCCAUAUUCUCUCGUGACAUGAGCAAGGACAUUCACUUCAGUCUGAGUGUGGCCCAGCCAAAGGGAGAGAGCAUCCGUGAGCUUUUCCUCUUCCUUUUGCGAAUGGUAAAGCUGAAAUAAAGAGUCCACUCUGGGUAAAAUCUCAAAUUCCACUGAAAUGGUCACAUUACUGAUCCAGCAUGUUCAAGCUCCAGGUCCAAUUCCUAGGCAGGUUCCCGCGUACAGCGAGGGGCCUCGCUCUUGCUAAGUGUAUUUAGAGGAAGCAGAUCCGUCAGGCUGCCCCGGGAUCGGAGAGGUUUCAGGGAUCGGAUGGGGAGCAGUCAGGCGCGUACUCUCUUGCCGACCUCUGCAGAAGGCAGGGAGGGGGUUUAUCUGUUGUCUGCCCUGCAGGGUUUUGCUUUGCGAGGUUCUGUCCGUAUGUUCACCGGGACGUGCUGCGUGCGCGGCACACCGAGGACAGGCGUUGUGUCCGGCUGAGUUAGGAGAGGAGCCUCCUGCACCCGCUCGGUGCGGUUUUCUCCAGCAAUAGGCAGUGUCCGCGUAGGCUCCUUGAUACAAAGCUGCAACUGCCCAGGCCCCAGAAACGGGGAAUCUGAAGGAGGUCAGGGAAAAAGAAAGAUCUUGGAAGAAGCCAUCUGGCAGGUUUUUCCUUCUUGUGUCUUAACCCUUUAGCACGGGGCACGCGGCGUGCUUCCUGCACUUGCCAACACCCAGACCUGUAAAGCAGCAAUAGCAGAGUCAGGCAGAGGGACUUCCCCUGGUGCUGGGCGUUGGUGUCGGUGCUCCCUUUGACGUUUCCAUCCAGUCUCUUGGUGACUCGUGCCGGCACCGUGAGCCAGCAGCCUGCGUGGUCUUUUCUCCCCUUGCCUCGGACGUGUUCAGGACGUGCUCGCAUCCCACCAGGUCUUCCCAGCAGCAUGGGGCGUUGCAGAGCUGCAGUCGAAGCCUGUCGUUAACUUUGCAGCGCGGAGGCAAGGGUGCUGUGCGUGUAGGGGACCCGUUCUGCACCUUCCCCUCGGGUAGCUUCCAGCUUCACUCAUCUACAACCAAAGGAGACUUGAAUUAACUGGACUGUGUCGGUGUGCGUGUGUGUGUGCGCGUGUGUGUCCUUCCGACCCAAUCGUAGUUCUCACACUGGAACGCGGGGCUCGAGCAGCUGGCCGCCUUCUUUCCUCUUCGCCCUUUUCCGGCUGAGGAGCCCCUUUGUUACCUGGUGGGUGUCCAGGCUAGGCCUGCUGAAAGCAGCUCACCCCAGCGUUGAGGCAGAAGUUGGGGGCGAGUCCCAGAGGGCCGCAGCGGCGUCUCGCAGUGGGUGCCGCGGGCCAGCGCCGCCCGUUCAGGCAGGAGGAGGACGAGUGGCCCCGGGCACGGUGGGGUCGGCACCCUGCCGAGGACACACUGCUGACCCGGACGUUCUCCCACUCUCCCAACACCUUACCUCUGGUUUUCCUGAGCUCUGCUGACCCGGGUACCGCAACCUCCGAUCUCAGUGCCCGCCACCAGGCUCCGGAGAACCCCCUUGUUUGGGGCAGAGGCGCAGGAGCCUCCCCAGACUGGGUUUGGCUCCAGCUGACCCCUUCCCGCUGACUUGGGAGCACAUCCCUGGGCUUGCAGGUGCUUGCUUGCUGCUCCUGGAGCAGGUGGUCACGAGCUUUGCUGUUUUCCAUGAAGGGAGGCAGGCGCAUGUACCAAGACAAAUCCUGAUCCGUUCUCCCUUCCUUACGUGUGCACCCCAAGACAACGUCCUGCUGUAAAGGCCGGGUGUGCUGGGCACAGGGGACGUUACCAGUGCGGUGGUGCAUCUCUUCCAGUCCGCAUCAUUUCAGAUCCUUUGUAGAAUAGCUAGCGACUUCAAAAAGCUUUACGGCUUAUGGAAACUUACUGAUUAAUGAUGUUUUUCCGGGAAGACUGGCAGGUCAGUUCCUGCUCGCUGCUGAAACUGGGGACAUGCAAGCAGCUUGUGUUUCUGCGUGACUCCUGCACAAAGGGAAUCAGGACAACUCCUCAGAGCCAUUGAGAGAGAAGGUAAUCUAAGGGCAUUUAACUUUUUUAAACAGAAAUAAAAAUGGUAAUGAGUUUCAGUAUAUUAAGUAUUUAUCAUGUGUGAGAAGGAAAAUAAACCUUGAACUCACAUUUAUAGGCCUUCCCAUGAGCUGGACGUAGUCAUGUAGAGUAUGUAAGUAGGGUUACCUCCAUGCCAGCCGCCCAGCCAGCUACAGCUGUAACAGAGAGGGGUCUGCGCUGCUCUGCCCAGCUCCGCUUUGCAUCGUCACGUGUUAACUAGCUAUUUGUUUCAUGAAAAAUAAACUGUGAAUAUUUUUGGUGCAGGCUUUUUUAAAUCUGUAAAAUGGAGAAGUUCUCAGUGAAUUCUCGUAAGUGCAGGUUUGAAAAAUCACUUCUAUAAAUCAUGUGCUCAAACAAUAGGGCGAGGUUCACGGCAGCAGAAGCCUUUCACGCAGCGCGUUGGUUAUCCAAAAGCUUGUUCUGAGCAGUGACCAUAGAUUGAACUGUUGCAUGGCAUUUCAAACCCACAGCCUUAUACCUCGCAUCUGACCGUACCCCACCUCUCUUCGCUCCCUUCAUGCCUUUUCCGCAAGGAUCCAGGUUUCCGACUUGCUCCCUUCCAGUUACGUGUUGGAAAGUCUAAUUUAGCAAGCUGCUGUUCCCUCCCAGCCCUUGUGGGUAAUUCUCUGCCAGAUCAGGAGGGCUUCUGAGAUGUGUGCAGGGCUCUGUACGUGCUUGUGGCAGUGACUGCAGUCACCCCAGUAAAAUGGCCUGAGGUGGGGAGGUCGGUCCCUGAAGUCCUGCUGCUCCCAGCCUGCCUUCACCUGGGGGUGAGCAGCUUCAGGCAAUGGCAACGCCACCGAGGAAACGCGGGCUGCUUCAGCGCUCGGGUGACUUGGUGGCAGCUGGUGGCACAGCCUUGGAGGAGGAGAGGUGUGUACGGAAGCGGUUCGGUUCAUUUUCUGCCUUGCAGAGUUCAGCCAGUUCGAAUCACAGAUUCUGUUGACGUAGAGGAAGGUGGCAGGUAACUCAUACCCCUGGUACGCUGCUCGUGCAAGAGAAACUGCUGGCGGGCUGCUCCGGCUCCCAGAGCCCCAGCGCUGGGCUGGAGGUGGCCGAGGUCGGCAGCUGUGGCACCGUUUUGGUGUGUUGGAGUGCUCCGAUCAGCAGGUGAAUCAAGGGCAGUCGUGAACCUUGGUCAGAGUAGCUUCCCUUUCCCUGCCAUCGGGGAGGCUCGCGGGAACUUCCCGGCAGCAGUCCCCUUGUAGGAACGGCUCUCCCUUCCCCGUGGAGAAAGGGCUGAAAGCGUUCACAGCUUUCAGCCUGCUUCGCCUGGCAGCGUGCUUGCUGGUGGGGCAGCCUGCCCCCGCUGCGAGCAGUGCAUUGGGGUCACCGCCUGUGGCCUCAGCCCCACGGCACGGCUCAGUUCAGUGCCCCACCACGAGCAGAAUUGAGUCCCAGUUCACCUCUGCUGGUGGAGGAGCUCUUCUGGUGGAUAACGGCAAGGCGAUGGGCCUCGCAUGGGCACGAUCUGCCUGCCGAGGUGGUGCUGGAGGGUUGUGGGGCUGGCUCCUGCUGUCAGCGGGGCUCCGGUGAGGCUGGCAGAGAAGAGAUCACUAAGGGAUAAUCCCCUACCUGUACCUUCUGAUGCUAACUAGCUCACGGUAGCUUUCUUUAUUGCUGUUCACAUGCUAAUACUUUUUUCCUAUUUAAAAAAAAAAAAACAAAGAUUCACUUCCAUGCACAAACUCCAGGUAGUACUGUGGGUGCAUGCGUUACAAUUGGGGUUAAACCCACCCCCCUACAGGCACAGGGCUUCGGAGGUGUGGCUAUUAGAAUGCAAUUCGGAUAGAUGGUUAAAUCUGAAGAGCAGUCACGUAUUAAGGUGAGGAGAUGUGGGCUUAGGGUGCCAGAGGAGCUUCAGCUGUGUUUCACGGGAAGAACGACAAGAAGGAGACCUAACCCUAACGCAUCGUCGGCUGCUUUAACCCGAGCAUGCCGCUGGCGUACGCUGCUCGUACCGGGAUGCCGCAGCCGGUGUUGCAGCAGGGCAGAGGCGAGGCCGUUUGAGGAACCUCAGACCUUCAACACCUUCUGUUUUAUUUUUAAUUUCCGCCUUAACUUCUGAUUUUGCUUGAUGUUUGGAAUAACCAUAACUGUAACCUGCUUGUAAUGUGCUUUGCCCUAACUUCCCGAUGAGUCAUUUCAGCCUUCGCCAGCGAGCGAAUGUCAAAGCAAAGUGGCAAAACGUGCGGCUACUCCGAAAGGAAGCGACAGAGGCCGCCACCCGGGUCUGGCGAGGGCUCGUUCCGUGGUUUGGUCACCCCAAAUUAGCUUUGUGCUAAUGACUCCCCGUGAUAGUGGCAACGCGAACGGAGGCGCUUGCAGCCGAGGUCUGGCUGGCGGGGGCUCGGGGCUCCCGGGGGCUGUUUUAUGGGGCAUGGGGCUUGGGGACAUGGCUUUAGGGGCAGCUGGCCGGCGUGGUGGCAGCAGGGUGCGGUGCCCUCGGUCAGCACGGGUAGGGGAACGCCUCCGAAAUGGAUCCGAGCCGAGCCAGGGGCAGGCGCCCUCCAAGCGAGGCAGCGGGACAGGGUGCGUGAGCGCGGGCUGGGGCAGCGGCGGUGACGGACAGUCCUACAGCACUGAAUCUACCUCCUAGGGAAAUCUGAGAAAUGGGUGUUGCUAUGUCCUAUUUCAAGGUAAAGUUUUAAUCAGUUUGCCCUCGGCUAAGCUCUUGGGCUAUCGUGGUGCUAUUGUAAAACGUUCGGCAGCUUAGCACAGUAGGGCUGGACUCACGGCUCCUAGCCCACGGGCCGAACCCCGUCCCCGCGCAGCUGGGGCUGGGCUGCGGUGCCUGUGGCCAAAACAGGACAAGGCAUGUCUCCUGCGCCCGGGGAGAUGGGGUUCCUUUGAUUUGUGAUGGUUUUGAGACCCAAACCAGCCGUGCCAGUGGGCCCUGUGAGCGUAGAGAGCGAGUGGAGCCACAUGAAGCAAGCCAGGCGUCCGCUACCUGCAUGUUCUGUGUGUCCGUUUGGUACUGAGCUGGUUUCAGUUUUUGUUUUUCUGAUGUUUCCGAGUUGUUGACUUCAAGGAACUGGGUUUUGUGUAUUUUUUUUUUUUUUUUAAGACACUGGGAACUUGUUUUAAAAGCAGAAGCAGCAGCACCAGGAGGCUCGAGGUGGAGCGUGGCUGGAGCUGAGGGUGGCCCCGGUCGAUGUGCAGGGAGGAGGGCAGGGGGGCGCUUGUGCCAGCAGCGGCUCGUGCUGGCCCAGGGGGAGCAGGGUGCCAGGGGCACACUCCCCGCCACUGCCCCUCUCCCUGCCAAGGGCACGUUACACCCCGAUAACCCACGGCGCUGCAUUUGCCGCCCCGCCAGCCCGCUCGCCUCCGAGACACCAAGCUUGGGGUAACGCGCCCGGUCCCGAGCAGCCUCAGCCAUCCUCCGGUGCCAUGCGCCCUGGGUUGGGGCCCCGGGGAGGGUGGCCCGCUCCUGGCCCCGAGGGGACCUACCUGGGUGUGCAGGGGGCUGCCGGGGAAGGAAGCUGUGCCCGCUCCCCCUCCUUUGCUGCCAGGGAGGGGACAGGGGAACGCCGUGCUCGGGUGGUGGCGUAGGGUUGUGCUUAAGCCGUGAGGUCGGUGCCGGGACUCCCAGAGGCCAGGACACCGCCCUGUGUCACCCGCUGAGGCUUGCUGGGGGCGUCCUGCGCAGGGUCCCCUCCUCGGGCUUCGCCGAAGGAAAUCGUGGCUGGAGCGGGGGUGCCCAGCCCGGGCGGGUGCUGGGGGCGGGUGGGGGCUCCGGGGGGUACGCGGGGUCACUCAGAGCUGUCCAGGUCGUGUCUGUCGGUUCUAAGCGGGAGUGCCAGAGCGGGUGAGAGAAACCUACAUAUUUCCAGCAUGUAUAUUACUUUUAGAAGAGGGAGAGGGGAGAGUCUCGGACCAUUGAUUACUUUCAUUUUGCUCCCCUUAGACUGUUGGCUGUGUAUGUGAAACUUAUAAUGAAAAGAGGGUUGCCCUGCCCAGGUGCUCCCAGAACAUGUACUGUAAUUCUUUGUAUAUAGAAGAAAAAUUACUGUAAAGUAAAGUUUAACUUUACUCUCGA